CACCUUUUUUGAAAUUAGAAAAUAUUAUCUUAUCCUCAACCGCAUCAUCUUUACUACCAUUUCCUAAAGUGCUUGAAACGUUACAAGUGUUUAAAAACAGAACACUCAAAUCUGUAAAAGCCACUGGGUUUUCACCGAAUGUGGGAUAUAUCACAUCUGCUGGGAAUGAUUUUAACGUAGAACUUAUCUCUGAUAUUUGCAUCUGGUCAUUGGACUUACGUUAUAAUGCCAUAUCUAUGUGCGAUGUUUCAAAGUUUUUAACUUUUCCCAUACCAACAUUGACCAAGUGUCUUAGGCAUCUUGACGUUUCAAACAAUAUGAUUUUGGGAAAGGUAACCAAUCUGAUAGAUUUUUACCUUUUAUUCCCCCGGUUUGAAAAUCUGGAAUAUCUUGAUCUUUCUAAACAAUUAAAAUUUAGUCUUGAUGGUAACACAGAAUUUGACAAACCCCAUCCACCUUCUCGCCCCGGAUCUAUUCCGGUGUAUUUACCACCUAAACUGAAAUAUCUUUAUUUAAAUGGUUUAGCUGCACGCCUUGGCACAACUCCAAACGUUCAUUUCAUCGGAGGAUCAAAUUUGGUUCAUCUUAAUUUUUCCUAUAGUAUGUUAACUCUCUAUAAUGAGGCUAUUAUUUCAGGUUUAGAAAAUUUACAUGUACUUGAUUUAAGCCAAGAUAACUGUCGGUAUAUAAAUCAAUCCUUUUUUGAUACUUUUCCUAAUUUAACUACGUUAAGAUUAAGUCGUGUAAAUUUUGAUACAGAUCAGAUUUUUAAUAUUGGUAAAAGAUUGUUUCAACCCUUGAAAAAGUUGCAAAAUCUAGAUCUGACAAAUAAUUUAUUAACUGGCUUGCCCCACGAUAUAUUUGAUGAUUUGAUAGAGCUGCAGGUUGUAUCGCUGUCUUAUAAUAAUUUAAUUAGUGUCCCAGAUCUAACGCAUCUUGUCAACUUGGAGUCUAUAUUCCUUAGUUUCAACGCUUUAGUAACUGUUGAUGGACAAACCCGAAACACAUUAGAUGCACUUUCUAAAGGUAAUAGGGUUCAUGUAUCUUUUUACGGAAACACCUUUGCAUGUAUUUGUGAAAAUUCUGACAUGUUAGAUUGGUUCAUUCAGACCAGAGUGGAUCUAGAUGGUAGAAAUUAUUCUUGUGUAGAUUGGAAAGGGGAGAGAAUCUACACUAACCACGUGUACAGGCACUACCGAGACUUUCAACAACAUUGUAUUUCUGGAACUUGGUUUACUAUAUCUAUUACUGGAUCAAGUGUUAUAUUACUUGCUCUACUGACUUGUUUUAUUUUCGUUAAGAAUAAACUGAAAGUAAAAUUAUUUUUAUUAAGAAUGAUUGGACGAUAUAUUCAACCCAAGACGAGAGAAGAGUUUGCUUAUGAUGUAUGUGUUCUUUAUGCUGAUGAUGUUUACCAGUGGGUGUGUCAUAAUAUGUACCAGGAACUUGAAGUGCGACGUGGAUUAAAACUAUAUCUUCGUCAUAAAGAUGAACCUAUUGGCGGAGAUAAGCCCCAGGAGCUGUAUAACUCCAUGGAUUCCAGUUGGAAAGUGGUUUUAAUUUUAACUCCUGGAUUGCUUGCUGACGUUUUUUCAGCCUAUACGAUGUCUGUAUGCUUGUCGUUUAUAACUUUAACCACACCCAACAGAUUGAUGUUGAUAAUAGAUAAGGGUAUGGAUAUACCUACUAAUAUAGAUUACUUUCUUGAAGCAGUUAAUGAGGAGAAUGUUUACAGGUAUGAAAUAAACCAUCUUUAUGACGAUGAUCCUCAGUUGUGGAAUAACAUUUACAAUGGUAUAACAGCAAGGAAUUUGUAGGAUAAAUGGAAGAGUGAGUAGUGGUAGAUUACACUGUAAAUGAGUUUUGUGUAUUUUUACCGUAAAUUGACUGGCAACUUUCUGCCAGUCAUUUUACGGUAAAAAUACAAUUUGACGUGUAUAUUUACUUGGAAUAUACUUUGAAACGGUGACAUUUUUAAAGGGAAUGUGUUUGUCCCCACUCGGCUAAGUAGUCGUAGGUUCGAUCCCUGGCGAACACACAAAGUUUUUCGGACGUUUCAGCUGAGCAGGCAAAACAUCAUUCGAUAGUGGAAAGAAAUUAAAUAAAAUGUGGUUUAACGUCCUACUGUUCUGCUUCUUACAGUGGAAAGAGUAGGAGGCAUGACACGAAGCAAAAUGUCCCACACAACCCUAUGUAUGGCAUAUCCCUGUUUUUAUACGCCAGUUAGGUGCAUUCAGAUUUUGAAUAACCUAUUUCUCUAAAAUAGACUAAUCUUAUUGACACAACAGUAAAUAUUUUGCACAAAAUUCGAUAAGUGAUCGAAGGGGAAUAACCGAUUUGAACACUAUUUGACAGUAAAUUUACAAUUUGUUGUAAAAAUACUAUUUUAAACGGCAUUUCUGUUAAUAUACAGCUCACAUAAUGUAAACUGACAUAUGGUUGUAUUUCUACAUUACGUUUGAGGUAAUCUUACAUGUGGCCAAAGCGGGAAUAACCGAUGUGGCCACUAUUGGACAAUUAAUUUACAAUUUGCUGUAAAAAUAAUAAUUCAAAUGGCAUUUCUGUUAAUAUACAGCUCACAUAAAGUAAACUGAAAUAUGGUUGUAUUUCUACAUUAAGUUUGAUGUAAUCUUACAUAAGCGUUGUAUUCAUAUGCAUUUACAUCGUUUUAAAUGUGAGCUAACACAUAUGUGAUAUUUUAAGUAUACUUAUAACUGUAAAUAUACAUAUAAUUUUAACAGUUUAAAGCGGGAAUAACCGAUGUGGCCACUAUUUGACAAUUACUUUACAAUUUGCUGUAAAAAUAAUAAUUCAAAUGGCAUUUCUGUUAAUAUAUAGCUCACAUAAAGUAAACUGACAUAUGGUUGUAUUUCUACAUUAAGUUUUAUGUAAUCUUACAUAAGCGUUGUAAUCAUAUGCAUUUACAUCGUUUUAAAUGUGAGCUAACACAUAUGUGAUAUUUUAAGUAUACUUAUAACUGUAAAUAUACAUAUAAUUUUAACAGUUUAAUAUGGAUCUUGUACGGCCCUCCGUCCUGCAUCACUGACAAGGGGGAACCACGCCGGAAAAUCUGGAUGAAUUUUCUCGGCCAAUGCAGAGAUCGAACACCCGACCUCCAGGGUAGCGAGCCAUCGUCUUACCUACUUAGCCACUGUGACCCCUUCGUAAGUGGACUAUACACGAAACGUAAUGUUAAAGUUCUAAAGAGAUGUACAAUUACACGUUUCCUGUAAAUUGUACACAAAUCCCGUAUUUAGACAUGUUUGAACAGUAGAAUUACCCAUAAAAACUGUUCGUUAAAAGACAUAGGUGUAUCAACACAGGUUACAUGUAACAAAAAUACAGUUCUAACUUGUAAAACUACACUUUUAUUGUUAAUAUCCAAUUUUUUUUACCCGUAAACCCAUGUUACCUCACCAAUACAGUAAAUUUAUAGCAUAAAAACAUGCAGUGGUAUUUUUACAGCGUUAUGUUAAAGAAAUUACAUAUUUUUCACUGUAAUUUUACAUUUAUUUUUAACAGUGUAGUGUUAGAUUUAUUCGUAUUAAUUCGCCAGCCUUUUCAUACAAAGGUUACUCGAUCUAUUUUUUUGUCGUGUAGAGUCUUUAAAGCAUAUUGGGGUUUCUGUUUACUGUGUAUAAUGAAUUUAUAUAAGAUACUACAUUGUCUGUAUUUGAUAAAUAUAGCACUAUUUUUUUAUGAUAGGGUAUUUUUAAAAAAAAUACUAUCAUGUCUUUUAUAAAUAUAGAGAUGUUUGUUAUACAAUUAUGCAGUUGAAUGUUAAGAAAUUUACCAUAGAAACUUAUAUUUUGAGAGAUAAUGAUUUUUUUACUGUAAAAUGAUAUUACGGAAGGGUAUAAUUUCCUGGGAUAUUGACAUCCUGUGUAAAUUUUCUCGAAAUGAAAUGAAAUGAAAUGGAGUUUAACGUCCUACUGUUCUGCUCCUAACCUGGGCUAAUGAAGACGGGCAUACGCCAUACAGUGUGCUAUGAGGGAAAUUUUGCCCGGACAGCGGCACUACGGCCUUCUCUUAUAUCGAAUUCCAACUGCCAAGGGAUCUUUUACGUGCACGCCAAUGUCUACACGGGACAUCGGUUUUUCGUCCCAUCCGAACGACUAGACAGCUUUCCUUGUCAGCCCCUCCGUCCUGCAUUCGAGUUAAUUUUCUCGAGAUAUUGACAUCCUAUGUAAAUUUUCUCUAUAUAUUGACAUCCUUUGUAAAUUUUCUCGAGAUCACGAGUUAAUAUGAAACCUUAUAUGACAGUGUCUCCACGUUGUGAAGCAACCAUUGUCCCAAUACUUCGCACCAAAUUUGAUAAAAAAAAAAAUACUCUAACAUUUGUUACAAAGGAAAACUGCUUAUUAAUGAAAGAAUAAACGGACAAUCGAUAUGGUACCCAUGAUUUACACUAAAUUUGAAAUAUGGUUAAAAUCGAUUGGGUUCUUCGUCUCAUGGCCCCAAUACUUCACACCAAAUAUGAAAUUCAAAACCCUACCACGUUAGCUUUAAUGUGUUAAGCUUCGAAUUACAGACUUGCUUGUUAAAUUAUUUCAAUUUAAAUGAGAAGAGGACGUUUAAUUGAAAAUUUUGCAUGGUUUUCGGACCAUAUUUUGUUUUAGAAUAAAGCUAGACAGAGCGUUUAUUGUCUUGUGGCACAAAUGCUUCGGAGCAGAUUUGUAAAUAAAAAAUCUUGAAAAACUUUGGGCUCUAACGCGUUCACAAGGAUUACCGGAAAAUAGGAAUAACGCCAUAACAAAACUUCAGGGAGCGCUGCAAAUCAAUAAGGUUCAUUGUUCCGCCGAAAAUAAAUAGGGUUCCUCUGCUUGUGACACUGAUGAUUCAAAAGAAAUUUUAACGAUAGUCACGCAAAGUGUGGAGAUACGCCCACGCAGCAUCUAUGCAUCAACAGCAGAUUAUUCGAAAUGAAAACUUGGUUGAUUAAUAAAUUGUAUAAGGGUCUAGCAUUCAUCAAGAAAUCUAAUCUCUAUCGUGUUCGCGUGCUUGUUAUCUCUCUGGGACAGAAAUCUUAUAUUGCUGAAAAUUAACAGGGGUUAUCCUUGUCGCGGAACACUGAAUAUCGAAAAUCUGUUAAAGCACAAAAUUUGAAACAAAACGGUUAAAAACUGUAGGCUCUAUCGUGCUAUUAAGGUUUUCGGGAAAGUGUGUGUGUGUGUGGGGGGGGGGGGGGGGUAAACUCCGAAACAACAGGUUGUUGGGCGCUGAGAAUACGUUAAAACUACGCGCACACAUAAAAAUACCCGAGAUCUCGCGAAAAUUUACACAGGAUGGCAAGAUCCCGAGAACAUUAACUCGAAUUCUCGAGAUCGUUAACGCAGGAUGGGAGAUUCUCGAGAAAUUUAUUAGGGUAUUUCGAGAACAUUAAAUUGAGAUCUCGAGAAAGUAUCACAGGAUCGCAGGAUGACACUAUUUACUAUAGGAAUAUAUUUGGUAAUUACAAAAAUAUUUAAUAUAUGCUAAUUUUUAUUUUAUUUUUUUAAAUACAAUGCUGUUUAUUAUAUGAUACUGCAUUUUAUUAAUAUAACCAUACUUUAUAUGAAGUAGUGUAUUCUAUAACCAUAGCACUAUUUACCACAAGAGGCUAUAUAAGGGGUAUUUACAGUAUUAUAACGUAUAACACGGAACACUAUUUUACUAAAACAUAUUGUAUUUUAUAUUUCAACAUUGCAAUUUGUUUAACAAGAGUACGUACAUUGAAUUAAAUUUCUUUGACCAAUU
Messenger RNA from Patella vulgata (common limpet), 5736 nucleotides. RefSeq names its product toll-like receptor 5. Gene Ontology annotation, molecular function: protein binding; transmembrane signaling receptor activity. NCBI's taxonomy places the organism in Eukaryota, Metazoa, Mollusca, Gastropoda, Patellidae. The transcript has a single exon. The record is from RefSeq and is a predicted model, not a curated record. The coding region runs from base 237 to 1817 and encodes 526 amino acids. Gene Ontology annotation, cellular component: membrane. Gene Ontology annotation, biological process: inflammatory response; toll-like receptor signaling pathway; immune response.